UAACGGCUAGUUGGGUCACAGUGCCGGAACUCCAUCUUUCCGAGUAGCAGAGACGUUACUCUUCCAUCGACCAACUCUCCUCUCUUUGAAACCAUUAGCCCCAUCAGUUCCCCCUUUCAUCUGUUUUGCGGAUCCUCGACGACCAAGUCCCAAGAUCGCCGGGAGAAGCUGAAGAAAAGGAAGCAGGCCGGGAGACGCGGAAGAAAAGGAAGCAGAACCAGGAGUCCACCAUGGUAGCGGCUAGAAAAGAAUCCGUUCAUGGCUUUGAUGAAGAAGAAGAGCUGUAUGAGAAGAUUGAGGCACCAAAAUGGGUUGAUUUCACAACCCCAUCAAAGUGUCAGCCCGCCGACGACUAUGAGUGGUUCUGUCUGCGUGCAGGAUGCAAGCAAAAUCACGAUGAAGCGUUGGAUCCCGCCACUCUGAGUGCAAACUUCCUACGUCGAGUUAUGGAGGCAAGAAGCCCCAUCGUGCGGCUCGGAAAGGAUUCAAGAUUAUUAACCCCCAAAGCAAUAGCCAAGUGCCCUCUUUCGGCACCUGCCAAAGCCGCAAAAUCUAGAAUUCCAAGAUGGAAUGACAUUAACCGGAAAAAAGCGCCGGAAAGGGUUGUCCGUCAACUCAUCCCUGCUGCUGCUGAGGCAGCCGCAAGUCCGCAGCAUGUAACAAGUGCUAAGGCCGUCACGACCCCCAGCCACAAGAAGUGUCAGAACACUUCUGGAGCUUUCAGGAGUGUUCGUAGUUCUAAAGUUGUGAUCUCAGUGAAAAGGCAUACUAAGUCUGCUGCAAAGGCAUUGGUGUUUCAUUCUCCAAGGAAAAUUAGUAAGCCUGCAAAACAGAAAAGCGCCACACCAUCACGGGUACAUGCCGAAACGAAGAAGCUCGAGGUUGGAAGUGAAGGCAAUGGGAGCCUUGCUGUUGGUCAUCUGUGCAAGUCAUCCAGAUGUGCUGCAAAUGAUCCCAACUAUAAUACGCCAGUUUCUGUUCCACUAAAAACUCGGCUUUGUGCUCGCAAGCUUAAAACAGAGCAACAGGGGAAAGCAAUUUGUCUCAAUCCAAUUAAUCCAGAAGUACCGCCGGAUGUACGCAAUCAGCACAUGCAUCAACAAGAGCACCCGUUUGAUGAGGAAAGAAUCAUCGAUCAAAACAGCGUAGAAAACGAGAAGAAAUCCGGGCCGCAGGGAUCCAGCGACGAGCGUAGUUCUGGUUCUGUUGACAUGGAGAUUGAUGGGAAUUCAAGGCAUGGAUCUCUGGAAGUUUGCAGUGAGAUGAAAUGCUCAGUAAGAAGUGAAAGAAAAGAACGUGGAGAGAAGCUUCCUGCCGAACUUGCCGUUGGAGAAUCAGACAUUCAAGAUAACGGAGUUGCAGAAAGUCCACACAAAAAAACUAGCAUUAAUUUAGUUAAACAUGAUUCGGGACCAAGUGCAAGUGGGGAUGGGAAUGAAAGCUCUCUAGCAGAGACACAGGCGCAAAUCAAUGCCGUCAAUGUGACAAAGUGCAGUGAAACUAGAGAUACAAACUGUUCACAUGAUCUUACAUCGGAAGUAGCGGAAUGCAUGGCCAAAUGUGAGCAUGAUAAGCCCCACAAUCAAGAACCUCAAGUAACUCUCACCCCACAAAAACCGACAACUAAGGAAGGUUCAAUGGCGGAAAAUGCAGCAGAGAAACUUGAGGAGACCACUGGCAUUACGUCUGUGGCAGACAAUCCUAAGGAAAAGACACUCUCUAAACAUCAAAAUGAGAAAAGACAAGGAAUGAAUGGUAGCUUGAAAAGGUCGAACAAGAAAAGAAGUGCAAACAUUUUGAUAGACAUCCCAAUUCCAGAUCAAGAUUCAGAAAGAAAAGAUGUCACAACCCAACUAUCAAAUAUGACAUUAGAUGAUUUUGACAGCGAUGCCAACAAAGAGAACACUUCUACGUCAGCCAACAGCAACAUCAUCUCGGUUAACAAGUCUGAAAAAAGAUUAGGCAAGAAGAUCGCUUAUGAAAUUCCAAAGAAGAUUCUAGAAAUUGCACGGGAAAAGGUUCCCCAAGGAUCUGCUUCUGCCACUCGAAUGGAGCAUAAGACAAUAAAACUUACAAAUCCUAAACCUUUCAGGUUUAGAACCAAUGAAAGAGGAAUUCUUAGGGAAGCAAAUUUGGAGAAAAGGCAGCAACAGCCUGAAGCCUCAUUAGACGCAGUGAAAAAACAAACUGAUUUGUUGCGGCAGGGAAAAUAUUACCGUCAGACUGAACAGUGCAAGAAUGGUAGCGUUAGAAAGACGCAAACUGCAUCAAACAUGAAGGUAGUGAAAUCACGAUACCUUGCAUCAGGAAAGACGAGACAGCAAAAGAUGGAGAUGACUACUCAGCAAACACACAAGUUGGAUGGAGAAAAACUAUUGGCAGAAAAUAACAUGGCAGAGAAAGUGAAGGAUCAGACUUCUCAGAUGCAUCAAAAGCAGGAGGAGCUUAUCAGGGAGGCGAAACCUAGAAAGAAGUGGAACGCUUCAACUUUACCAGAAAAAGGUAAUUGUGAUGCAAACGAGGGCUUAAUCCUUCCUAAGCAACAAAAAGUUGAAAGCUUUGAAGUCUCAACUGAGAGUGCCUGCACCAAUGGCAGAUGCUGCUCACGCGGGAAAAGGCAUCCCACCAUACCAAAAGCACCCAAUUUUCAUAAUACCCAUAUACCCAAGACUUGUUGUGCAAAGAAAUCAGCAAAUUAACGGCUCCUAGAUGAUCAACUUCCCACUAAGUGGGAGUCUGUGGUCUUCAACAGUCAAGAUUCUUUUCCGUUCAUCUGUAAAAGGAUUUGCCUAGACAUAGGUCUAAUGUCUAGAAUGAAAAUCAAAGUGUUCCUUAUUUGAAUUAUGAGAGC
Nymphaea colorata (pocket water lily) is the source of this 2851-nucleotide messenger RNA. RefSeq lists its product as uncharacterized. The record is from RefSeq and is a predicted model, not a curated record. Lineage: Eukaryota; Viridiplantae; Streptophyta; Magnoliopsida; Nymphaeales; Nymphaeaceae. The transcript is spliced from 11 exons. Bases 231 to 2699 code for a protein of 822 amino acids.